AUGUUUGAAUACAACAAUGAAUCACAAAAUAUUUGUUUAGUAGUGCCAGCAUUUGAAACUUUUAAAAAUCAUUUGAAACUACCAGAAACAAAAAACGAUUUAUUAAAAUCUUGGGAAAUUGGAGAGAUUUUACCAUUUCGGCAUAAAAUCUGGUCAGCUGGUCAUAUGUCAACGAAUUAUUCACAUUGGAAAUUCUCUAACAAUGAUUACGAAAGUGAUGAACAAGUUUUACAGCCUAGUCAUUCACCCGAAGAAACUAAAUACUAUCCAGUGAUCUUAAGACCAUUACGAGCAUUCAAACACACUUCAAUUGUUAAAAUUUGUGAACUUAUAUUAAUAUCGAAUUCGAAUAAUAAUAAUAAUAAUAAUAAUAAUAAUAAUAAUAAUAAUAAUAAUAAUAAUGAUAAUAAUAAUAGCAACAAUAAUAACAACCACUUGUUCAGUACUUUAUGUUUAGGUAAAAAAAAUGGGACUCUGCAAGUAAAUAUCACAGUAUUGCAACAUUUUGUUUUGUAA
Molecule: messenger RNA, 516 nt
Organism: Schistosoma margrebowiei
Lineage: Eukaryota; Metazoa; Platyhelminthes; Trematoda; Strigeidida; Schistosomatidae
Source: the annotation of a GenBank genome assembly